Molecule: messenger RNA, 1909 nt
Organism: Contarinia nasturtii (swede midge)
Lineage: Eukaryota; Metazoa; Arthropoda; Insecta; Diptera; Cecidomyiidae
Product: G-protein coupled receptor Mth2-like
Exons: 9
Coding region: 117-1697 (526 amino acids)
Biological process (GO): cell surface receptor signaling pathway
Cellular component (GO): membrane
Molecular function (GO): G protein-coupled receptor activity
Source: RefSeq, a predicted model, not a curated record
AUAUUCAAAAGUUUAUUCGCAUUUUUUAUAAUCAAGAAAACAUAAAGAGUGCUGGUCCAAUACAAUCCGGCGUUUUUUUGUUUGUUAUUUCCAGUAAUAUCUCAACAUAAAGAAGCAUGUCUAAAAUUCGUCAAAUCAAAACGAUUCCAUUGAACUCAUAUAAGAAUUCGGUGAAAUCGAAGGCAUAUCAACACAUUUCUCACAUCUUGUUAGCUGUGAUUGUGAUUGCAUUAUCCAUUUCAAGCGUAGUCUUAUGGAACGUUUUCCAAAAGCAGCCAUAUGAUCAAUUGCCGUGCCAUUAUUUCCAUAGUGUCAAUAUUUCCGGUGGAAUUCAACGUGAGAAUGGGAGUAUUACAUUCGAUAACAUUACAUAUCCGAAACAUUUAUAUGGUGAAAUGGACAAAGUGAUACGUUAUGAUGAGUUUGGAGAACCAUUUUAUGAAAAAGUAGCACCAUAUUUACGCGGAUGCAUUUGUAAUAUUACCAAUUGCAUGCACGCUUCUUAUGUUGUUGACGGAAUCAGUAAAUGGGGUGACAAUGCCGCAGCAUAUCGAGUAAUAGAGCCAGAUCUAAAUACCGAUUUUAAGUAUAUCUAUGAAAAUCCUUGCGUGAAAAAUAUUGAAGCCACCCCCGAUGAAAUCAAUAUAACAGAUACAGGGAUUGUAAUAUACGACGGUAUCGAUUUAAAUCCGGACGAUUUAUACCGAUCGUAUGAUAUUAACGAAGGAAAUGUUACCUAUUUCAUUUGUUAUGAAAAGGCAAUCGAUUACAUGAAAAUUGAUAUACGCGUUGCCGUUUUGCCAUAUGUUAUGCAGCUUUCGGUGGCAUUCAUCGUGGCAACAAUUCUAUUGUACAUCUACAUGCGUGAUAUACGUAAUUUGCAUGGAAAAUGUAUGAUGUGUUAUUUACUGAGUUUGGCAUUUGGUUACGGUUUCAUGAGUUGGUUAUAUAUCAACGGUAAUGAUUAUGUUGAGCCGAUAUAUUGCAAUUUCGUCGCAUAUUCCAUGUAUUUUUCAUUUGAAUCGGCCUUUCUCUGGUUGAAUGUGAUUUGUUUCGAUUUAUGGUGGACAAUUUGGAACACAAUUGGAUUUGCAUUAACUGCAAAAAUGCGACUCUGCAUCUAUACGAGUUACACAUUUACAAUAUCAUUACUUUUGGUGUUCAUCGUUUUUGAAAUUGACCAAAAUGAAAAUAUACCAGAAGAAUACAAACCCCAAAUGGGUGUAAAUCAAUGCUUUUUUGGCCAUGAAUUUCUACCCAUGUUUCUCUACUUCUAUUUACCAUUCUUCAUUUCGACUUUGUUGAAUAUUGUAUUUUUCAUAUUGGUGGCGUUCAGAAUCCACCAAAUCAAACACAACCUAUCGAAGUUUGAAAGCAAAAAACAUCAAAACCAUGAAGACAAUUUCAUUUUACUCCUACGGUUGUUCAUUUUGAUGGGCUCGUGCUGGAUUAUGGAAGCGAUUUCAUUUUUUGUCGACCCGAAGAGCAUGAGCUUCUUUGUAUUUGACUUUUGGAACUGUUCCCAAGGAAUUCUUAUUUUUGUGAGCACAUUAUUCAAACAACGUGUACAAGCUAAGAUCAAGAAAAGAUUUUUCGCCAAACGACCAUUACGAAAUGGAAGCAUCAUAACGAAUAUCUCUCUAUUGAGUGUUGAUUCAACAAUGAAAUUUAGCCACAACACCAAAAGCGAUUAUUAGGAAUGAAAUGAUAUUUUCUCAGCGAUCGGGAAAUAUUGUUGAUUUUCGAAAAAGUAGAUCUUUUCAAACUUCGAUUUAAACCAUAGUUAUUAUGAAAACAUCACAAGUUUUAUGAAAUGAAUUCAAGCCCUAGCGGUUUUAUUCAUUGCAAAAUAAAUUGAGUCACUAGAUGAGAGUGCAUUAAGUUAAGAAUUGACAAGUUCAAAAAUAUG